Molecule: messenger RNA, 3436 nt
Organism: Maylandia zebra (zebra mbuna)
Lineage: Eukaryota; Metazoa; Chordata; Actinopteri; Cichliformes; Cichlidae
Source: RefSeq, a predicted model, not a curated record
AUACCGACGCUCCACCCAUGUCACACCCAAGUCUUAUUUAUCCUUCAUUCAAGGCUACAAAACCAUCUAUAAAGAAAAGAGGUCUGAAGUUCAGACUUUGGCCAACAGGAUGAAUACUGGUCUCCAAAAGCUGAAGGAGGCAUCGGUGUCAGUGGCAGCUCUCAGCAAAGAACUGGAGGUGAAAGAGAAGGAGCUACAGAUUGCCAAUGACAAGGCUGAUAUGGUGUUGAAGGAGGUGACAGUAAAAGCCCAGGCAGCAGAGCGAGUGAAGGUAGAGGUACAAAAGGUGAAGGACAAGGCGCAGGCCAUUGUGGACAGCAUUUCAGCUGACAAGGCCAUCGCUGAGGAGAAACUCGAAGCUGCCCGGCCAGCUCUCGAGGAGGCAGAGGCUGCGCUGCAGACAAUUAAACCGUCGGAUAUUGCCACAGUACGGACACUCGGUCGCCCCCCUCACCUCAUCAUGCGGAUCAUGGACUGCGUGCUGCUGCUCUUCCAGAGGAAGGUCAACCCUGUGAAAGUUGACCCAGAGAAGAACUGCAACACUCCUUCAUGGCAGGAGUCAUUAAAACUCAUGACUGCUGGAAACUUCCUGGGCAGUCUGCAGCAAUUCCCCAAGGACAGCAUUAAUAGGGAAACUGUGGAGCUCCUGCAGCCUUAUUUCGAAAUGCCUGACUACAACAUCGAAACAGCCAAGAGGGUGUGUGGCAAUGUAGCUGGCAUAGCAUCCUGGACCAAAGCCAUGGCUUCCUUCUUUUCCAUCAACAAGGAGGUCUUGCCCUUGAAGGCUAACUUGGCCGUGCAGGAGAAUCGUCUGACCAUAGCUAAUGCGGACCUUCAGAAAGCUCAGGCUGAGCUAGACGCCAAGCAGGCAGAGCUUGAUGUGGUACAGGGGGAAUAUGAGAAAGCAAUGAUGGAGAAACAGACCGCUGCUGGAGGAUGCUGGCGCUGCCAGACACAGAUGCAGACAGCGUCCAGUCUCAUCAGCGGUCGUGGCGAGAAGGAGAGAUGGACGGAACAGAGCAAGAGUUUUAUGUACACGUAAACAACGCUUGUUCCUGUUCCAGGUGAUGUUCUUCUGGCCACAGCCUUUCUUUCUUACUCAGGACCUUAUCAGGAGUUUCGUAACCUUCUGCUGAACGACUGGCAGCGAGAGCUGAAGCAACGUUACAUCCCGUUUGAACACCUCAAUCUGACUGAACUGCUCAUUGAUGCGCCCACAGUUAGUGAAUGGACCUUCAGGUCAGGUUUGCCAAAUGAUGACCUGUCCUUCACAUGGCAUUAUUGUACCAAAGCUGCCGUUCCCCUCCUUAUUGACCCACGACCAGGGGAAAUCUGGAUCAGACAAAGAAGCCAGAUGAACAAUUACCAUUUUAAAAUGUGUUUUCUUGUCUGAUCUCAGAUCACCUCACUGAAUCACAAGUACUUCAAGAACCACCUAGAGGACAGUUUGUCUCUUGGUCGACCCUUUUGAUUGAGGAUGUGGGGGAGAGUUGGACCCUGCGCUUGAAACAUACUUGAGAAACUCAUCAAAACCGGCUCCACUUACAAGGUGAAGCUUGGUGACAAAGAAGUGGAUGUGAUAGGGCUUCAGGUUGUAUAUGACACCAAGCUGCCUAACCCGGCUUACACUCUAAUAAGUGCUCGCACCUCCAUCAUUGACUUCACUGUCACCAUGAGAGGACUGGAGGACCAGCCUGGCAGAGUCAUCCUCACUGAAAGCAGUAUACAAGAAUUGGAGAAGGAGAGGACAGACCUCUUGGAAGAUGUGACAUCUAACAAGAGAAAGAUGAGACUAGAAGACAGUCUUCUCUACCGACUGACGAGCACACAAGGGUUCUUGGUUGAUGAUGAGAGUCUGAUUCUUGUCCUUAGCAACACGAAGUGUACGGCUGAAGAAGUCACUCAGAAGUUACAGAUUGCCGCAGAGACUGAGAUCCAGAUCAACGCAGCCAGAGAGGAGUACCGGCCAGUGGCCACCAGGGGCAGCAUCCUGUACUUCCUGAUUACAGAGAUGAGUAUGGUGAAUGUCAUGUAUCAGACGUCUCUUAGACAGUUCCUGGGACUUUUUGACCUUUCUCUGGCCAGGUCUUCUAAAAGCCCUAUCACAAGUAAACGGAUCGCCAACAUCAUAGAGUUCAUGACCUUUGAAGUUUAUAAGUACGCAGCACGGGGCCUGUAUGAGGACCACAAGUUUCUUUUCACUUUGCUGAUGACGCUGAAGAUAGACAUGCAGAGCAACAAGGUCAAACACGAGGAGUUCCUCACACUCAUCAAAGGAGGUGCAUCCUUGGAUCUGAAGGCUUGCCCCCAGAAACCAGCUAAAUGGAUCCUUGACAUGACCUGGCUAAAUCUUGUAGAGCUCAGCAAACUUUGGCAGUUCGCUGAUAUACUGGAUCAGAUAAGUCGUAACGAGAAACAGUGGAAGGCUUGGUUUGACAAGGAGGCCCCAGAGGAGGAAGUAGUCCCAAACUCCUAUGACCAGUCUCUUGACUGUUUUAGACGGCUGCUCCUCAUACGCUGCUGGUGUCCUGACAGGACCAUCGCACAAGCCCGUAAAUACAUAAUGGACGCAGUAGGGGAGAAAUACACUGAAGGGGUGAUUCUUGAUUUAGAGAAGAUGUGGGAGGAGUCGGACCCACGAACACCUCUCAUCUGCUUCCUUUCAAUGGGCUCAGAUCCAACUGACUCCAUUAUAGCACUCGGGAAGAAGCUGAAAAUCGAGACCCGUUAUGUAUCCAUGGGUCAAGGACAAGAGGUCCACGCACGCAAGCUUCUGCAGCAAACUAUGGCUAAUGGUGGCUGGGCCUUACUCCAGAAUUGCCACCUGGGUUUGGACUUCAUGGAUGAGCUCAUGGACACUGUGACAGAGACAGACUUUGUCAACAACAGCUUCCGCCUUUGGAUGACCACUGAGGUCCACAGACACUUUCCCAUCACACUUCUCCAGAUGUCCAUCAAGUUCACCAAUGAACCACCACAGGGCCUCAAGGCAGGGCUUAAGAGGACAUAUGGCGGUAUAAACCAGGACCUUUUGGAUGUCAGUAACAUGGCGCAGUGGAGGCCGAUGCUGUAUGCAGUAGCCUUUCUUCACAGCACAGUUCAGGAGAGAAGGAAAUAUGGCCCCCUGGGAUGGAAUAUUCCCUAUGAGUUCAACCAGGCUGAUUUUAAUGCCACUGUCCAGUUUGUUCAAAACCAUCUUGAUGACAUGGAUAUUAAGAAGGGUGUGUCCUGGAACACAGUUCGAUACAUGAUUGGAGAGAUUCAAUACGGUGGUCGUGUGACCGACGACUAUGACAAGCGCCUCCUCAACACCUUUGCCAAGGUGUGGUUCAGUGAGGAAAUGUUUGGACCUGCAUUUAGCUUCUACAAGGGCUACAGCAUCCCAAAGUGCUCCAGUGUUGACCAGUAUCUAACAUACAUUCAGGUCAGUCUCUAA